Messenger RNA from Dunckerocampus dactyliophorus (ringed pipefish), 1726 nucleotides. It is a transcript of the gene nkx1-2b, whose product is annotated as NK1 transcription factor related 2-like,b. Gene Ontology annotation, cellular component: nucleus. The coding region runs from base 257 to 1483 and encodes 408 amino acids. Gene Ontology annotation, molecular function: DNA-binding transcription factor activity, RNA polymerase II-specific; RNA polymerase II cis-regulatory region sequence-specific DNA binding. Gene Ontology annotation, biological process: cell differentiation; regulation of transcription by RNA polymerase II. Lineage: Eukaryota; Metazoa; Chordata; Actinopteri; Syngnathiformes; Syngnathidae. The transcript is spliced from 3 exons. The record is from RefSeq and is a predicted model, not a curated record.
UUCUGGUUCUUCUUCUUGUAGUAAAAUGUGUUGGAGCAAAAGGCGAUGACAAAGUGAUGGAUCUGGACGUGAAGAAAGCAGGACAGGAAUGAAGACGCGGGUGAAGACAAGGACACACAGGUUGGCCGGAAAGCUGCUAGGUACAAUUCCAGCCGCCAUAUUCCAUGGGAGUCUUUGUGGAAGGCUUUUUAUCUAUGGAAGUGUUAACAUGGUGGAGGUUAGCGCUCACUAACUUUUGAACGUUAAAAGAGUUUUCAUGUGGACGUUAAGUCCUCCGCGUCCACAGAGGAGUCCAGCCAUGGACAGUGACGUAGCGGCACACACCGGGACAGUCUCCACGUGCACGGCCAUGGACACGGAAGAGCACGUACACACCUUCAGCGAGGACACGGUCCCACACAUGGACAGCCUGGACACUUUGGACACUUUGAACAGAGCAGCUCCUCCCGGGGACAAAGUCAUCUUCUCCAGCGCGUCCGGGAUUAGAGACCGAGAUGCCGAGAACCACUUGGAACCCCCACCCACCAACCCGGUCUUGGUACCACCGCUGCAGGGUCCUGCCGGUCACCGGACUACCUCAUUCUCCGUGUUGGACAUUCUGGACCCAAACAAGUUCACCAGUCGGCGACACGACAACCACCGCGGUGAACAAGGCCGGGAGAACCGGAGAGGAUCCACAGGAGGAUGCGAUGCGGGCCUGGAGUCCAAUAGUGACGCUUAUUCACGUGAUUACCACAGUAAAAACUUUGGCUACAGAAGUCCAGACGAGGAUGGCUACAACGAAGCCGGUACCCCAGAAUCGGACGUACCCGACGGUCCCUACAGCAGCGAGGAGAGCAGUUCAGCGCUACACUUUAGCGGGGACAGGGAUGUCAGCCAGCAAAGCCCCCAGGACCCCACCAAAGACUCCAAAAGUCCCAGAAGAGGCCCUGCAGGCCAAAUCAUCGGUGUGCAGCCCAACGGGGGCCACGGUCCACAAGGAAAACCUAAAAGGAAACGCUCAGGCACAGACUCCAAGUCGGGCAAACCCCGCAGAGCUCGUACCGCCUUCACCUACGAGCAGCUGGUGGCGCUGGAGAACAAAUUCAAGUCCACGCGCUACUUGUCUGUUUGUGAGCGGCUUAACCUGGCACUGUCCCUCUCUCUCACGGAGACCCAGGUCAAGAUCUGGUUCCAGAACCGCCGCACCAAGUGGAAGAAACAGAACCCGGGAGCAGACACUUCGGCUCCCACCAGCGCAGGAGGCGCACCAGGCACCGGUGGGAGCAUAGGCGGCACUCUGGGCAGCCUCAGUCCGCUAAGUCCGUCCCCUCCAAUCAGUGGGCAUCUGGCCAUGCACACAGGAUAUACCCCCGCCCACCAUCACCCCCCUGCAGGCAGCCUGGUCCAGCUCCCCUUCCUCACCAGCAGCCAUGUUCUGUCUCCAUUCAUGCUGGGAACACAGAGCUACGCUGCACCUGCCUUCUACAGCUCACACUUGUAGACACGUGAACGCGCACGUGCGCACACUGAGCCAAGUGACUGACGUGUUUCAGCGUACCAAUGAACUGGUUUUUACAGAUAAAGCUUUAAUUUGGACUGAAUGUGAAUAGAAUGUACAUAAUUGGAUUGCUCUUGAAAGUCGGAGCAAAUAUUUCUCAUGUUUGUCCAUCAAGUGUCUGUACGGAAACGUCAAUGUUAGAUAAGACUAACGGAAUGAUCUAUUUAGAAGUACCGUGUUGCUUCA